This is a messenger RNA of Xylona heveae TC161, 1335 nucleotides long. RefSeq lists its product as hypothetical. Lineage: Eukaryota; Fungi; Ascomycota; Xylonomycetes; Xylonales; Xylonaceae. Gene Ontology annotation, biological process: double-strand break repair via homologous recombination; reciprocal meiotic recombination; telomere maintenance. Gene Ontology annotation, molecular function: single-stranded DNA binding; four-way junction DNA binding; ATP-dependent activity, acting on DNA. Bases 1 to 1335 code for a protein of 444 amino acids. The record is from RefSeq and is a predicted model, not a curated record. Gene Ontology annotation, cellular component: Rad51B-Rad51C-Rad51D-XRCC2 complex; replication fork; centrosome. The transcript has 4 exons.
AUGGCCAACGACGCGGUCCAGCCUGCAUCUCCAAUUCUCGGACACGUGCUUCUGGAAAUCGAAGAAGAAAAAGAAGCAGCGAGACUCCGCAAUCGAAGCGACAACAGCACUAAUACAGGGUCUCGGAUCGGGACUGGUUGUUGUUCCGCUAUCGAUGAUGAAGUCUUGGAUGGCGGGUUCGACUACGGCAGUAUCGCCGCGUUGAGCGGAGGAUUGCUAAGGCAAGAUGGAAGAGGGACGCUCAUAGCGUUGCAUACGCUUGCAAACCAUCUCUUGCAAAAUCCACUGAGUGAUGGCGUUGUCAUUGAUACUACGGGUGGCUUUGACGUCUUGUUCUUUGCGGGACUGCUAAGGGCACGACUUGAAAGUGAGUCGGUCUUGUCAGAGCAUCAGCAUCAGCAUCAGCAUGUCGACGCCAAGAUCAAUACGGUGCUAGAUAGGGUCAAGGUCAUGGGCGUAUUUGACUUUUUCGGCGUCAUUGAAGCGGUGGAUGAACUGAGUGCGGUGAUGAGAUUGGAUAUACCAACUCAUCCAGAAGUACGUGGAGAUGCUCCGGCAUUCAAGACAGAAGAUGCAGAAGAUACAGUGUUUAGAGAAGUUGGAGAAGUAGCAGGAAAAGCAGAAAUCGCAGACAGUCAAGAUGAGGACGACGAAGGUGAAGACGAGGAAAUGGAAUCAGAAAAAGAACAUCACACCCCUGAGUUCGCAGAGCCUGGUGCCUCAACGGAGCAAAACGCUACAGGCCAUAGAAACGGCAUCGGCAUGAUCAUCAUCGACAACAUUGUGCAUGUCGUAUCGCCCAUGAUGAAAAAUGACCAUGUGCAAGCUCAUGGCCUUCUGAUGCCAUUUCUCCGUUCCCUGCGCCACUUGACGCACGACUACGACAUUUGCACGAUUCUACUCAACUCAAUUGUCCUCCCACAAACACAGAAAUAUCCUUAUCCUCAUCAGCGGUCCACGCCAUCAGCCUUCCGAUCUGACGAAGAAAGCUUCACCUUCCACGCAGCUUCCCGCGGGCAGAUACCGAAGAACAAUCAUGGAGACUUUGAUGACAACGAUGACGAUGACGGCAGCCGCGUGUCCAUCUUUGCGUCUACGCCGGGAAAACCAGCUCUGGGAAAGAGUUUCGCUCAUUGCGUGGAUACGCAUCUGUUCUUGUCGAGGGUUCCGAAGGGGAUUCGAGACGCAGAAGUCGUGUAUGCGGGCAGUCGAUCGAAUGGUCAUGAUGCGCAAAUGGUGGAUGUGAUUGAAGUCCUUGACGACAGAAAUAGUGCUAGACAGGGGAGAUGGUCUGCUUUUGUGGUGGAUGAGUUUAGGAUUUUGAAUGCCUUUUGA